Messenger RNA from Trypanosoma grayi, 1587 nucleotides. RefSeq lists its product as hypothetical. The coding region runs from base 1 to 1587 and encodes 528 amino acids. Lineage: Eukaryota; Euglenozoa; Kinetoplastea; Trypanosomatida; Trypanosomatidae. The record is from RefSeq and is a predicted model, not a curated record. The transcript has a single exon.
AUGAACUACCGAGACCAGCUUGUUGAAUUCUACCAGAAGUACAACCCUGCAAAACUAGGGGAGGUGGAUGCCCUUUUGCAGACAUUUUCGGGUAGAGAGGAGUCGAUGUUUGCCGCGUUGCGGGCAAAGUAUCAGGGCGAGAGUAGUCGAGGUGCCUCGCUGAAUCUCAGUGGCGUCACUUCAGGAUCGGGUGCUGGUGCUGUUGAUGUUGUUGAUCCUACCGCCGAUGAAGGAAGCGCAGUGCAGGCGGAGCUGCAGGGCCUUCUCUGCGACAUGGAAGCCGUUGACUUGACCAAGGUGCUGGGUCAGAUGGCGGGCCAGGCAAGAGUGGAGGGUCCUCUUCUUGCACAUGCACUAACAUUCAUGCAGCACUUCGCCACGUGUGCACGUCGAUUUCAGGAACUGAGCGCUUCGGUGACGGCUGCACGAGUGCCACACACCGCACGACGGGAUGCAGCCACACAGGUGGAGGCUGCAACAGCGGGGCGGCAGGAUGCAGCAGUUCAGUCAGAGGUAGCGACAGCAGGCAUAGCGACGCAGACAGGCAGGAUUGGUGUUGAGGACGCCUGCAGUCCUUCCAGAAAUGACAUGAACGACGACGAGGACGUCAGUUUGGGCCAGGCGCAGGUGUCACCAAUGAACUCAGUGACACUGACACCCAACUCUACCCAGCAGAUGUCAGUACCAAUAGAGGUGGAAGAAGAAGAGGAGAAUUCAGAUAUGGCAAUUGAGCGUCGCGUCAUCGGCAGAGUCCAUAAGCUGCAGCCUGAGACGCGGCGGAGAGCGGCGGUCAUUGGGCCGAUACUGGAGAGUGGGCACAUCGGCGAUACAGACUCUAUCGUGCUGCACCCUGGCGUCUACCAUGAGAAUCUGCACUUUGUUGGCAGCGGCGCGGUGGAGCUGGUUGCAGUGUUUCCUGGCGCUGCUGUGAUCAUAAAGCCGUUGAGCACACUCGAGCCUGUCAUUCGUGCAGAGGGCAGCAGCACACAGCUGCGCGUGAGUGGCGUUGUGCUGGUGGAGAAGGAUGCAGUGGACAGCACGCCGGAAGAUCCGUUGGCGCAGGGUACGCCGCUGGUGGUUGCCGCAGCUGGUGCUCGCGUAGACCUGCACGGCUGCCACCUCUACCAGGGCAGCUGUGCGGUGGAGGCGAUGGGCGCGCAGACGGUGGCCCAUCUACGUCUCUGUGUGCUCUCGUCAUGCGCAUUUGCCGGUAUUUUCGCUCACCACGGCGCAAGGGCGGUAGUGGCACAGUGCAAAGUGAGGCUCUGCGAGGCGGGGAUACGCGUGGCGAGCAAGUCGUCGCUGCACGCGCGGGAGACGGUGGUGGAGGAGAACGUCACCGAUGGUGUCGUUGCGUACGAGGGCGCUGUGGGGCUCCUGCAGCGCUGUAGCGUGCUGCGCAACGGCGGCAAUGGCGUCUUCCUCGCCACUGGCGCCGCGCUCACGGUGGCGGAGUCGGUGGUGGAGCUGAACGGGCUGUACGGCGUCCAGCGGCUGCAGGGGGCGACGCUGCGGCUGCGUGACGGUGUGGUCCGUGACAACGCGCUACUCCCUGUAAACGACGCCGACGGUGCGCUAGAUGCGUGA